This is a messenger RNA of Drepanopeziza brunnea f. sp. 'multigermtubi' MB_m1, 408 nucleotides long. RefSeq lists its product as uncharacterized. Gene Ontology annotation, biological process: mitochondrial electron transport, ubiquinol to cytochrome c. The record is from RefSeq and is a predicted model, not a curated record. NCBI's taxonomy places the organism in Eukaryota, Fungi, Ascomycota, Leotiomycetes, Helotiales, Drepanopezizaceae.
AUGGGAUUCUUUGAUAGCUUCAGCGACCUGCUGGAGGCGGCGCUGCCGUGGAGCUCCGCUGAGGCGGAGGCCCAGAAGGAAGAGGAGACCGAGGAUGUGAAGGAAGAAUCUACCAGCGAAGGAGGGGAGGAAGAAUCUAAGGACGAGCCGGAGGAAGCCGAAGAAGAAGAAGAGGAGGAGGAAGAGGAGAUGGUCGACCCUAAGGAUAAGUUCGAGGAGGAAUGCAAGCAAUCCAAGCAAUGCUCCGGUCCAAAGCAUCACUACGAUGAGUGCGUCGAGCGUGUUACCAGUGCUACUCAGAGCGAGGACAAGAAGCAGCCAGACGAGGACUGCGUCGAAGAAUUCUUCCAUCUCGCUCAUUGCGCCACCUCGUGCGCUGCACCAAAGCUUUGGGCUGCCCUCAAGUAG